GUGAAACAAAUGCUCAGAUGUCCAGAAUGACUGAAGAAUUAUCUGGGAAGAGUGAUGAACUGAUUCGGUACCAAGAAGAGAUCUCCUCUCUCUUAUCUCAAAUUGUAGAUCUUCAGCACAAAGUUAAAGAACAUGUAAUUGAGAAGGAGGAACUGAGACUUCACCUACAAGCUUCCAAAGAUGCCCAAAGACAGCUGACAAUGGAGCUGCAUGAGUUACAAGACAGGAAUAUGGAGUGUCUGGGAAUGUUACAUGAAUCCCAAGAAGAAAUAAAGGAACUUCGAAGUAGGUCUGGCCCUGCUGCUCAUCUUUACUUCUCACAGUCAUAUGGAGCUUUUUCUGGGGAAUCUCUGGCAGCUGAGAUUGAGGGGACCAUGCGUAAAAAGUUGAGUUUGGAUGAGGAAUCUUCUCUCUUUAAGCAAAAAGCCCAACAAAAACGGGUAUUUGAUACUGUCAAAGUUGCCAAUGACACGCGGGGCCGCUCCAACCCAUUCCCAGCUCUGCUACCCAUUCCAGGGUCCAACCGUUCAAGUGUCAUCAUGACAGCAAAACCUUUUGAGUCUGGUUUACAACAAACAGAGGACAAAACACUCCUGAGUCAGCAGAGCAACUCAGAAGAGGUUUCAGAGAACGUUCAGAAGGUGGGUCAACCAGGACCCUCUGGAGAUAGUGAUUUGGCUACAGCACUGCAUCGCCUUAGUCUGCGGCGACAGAACUACUUAAGUGAGAAGCAAUUCUUUGCUGAAGAAUGGGAGCGGAAGAUCCAGGUUCUGGCUGACCAGAAAGAAGGGGUUAGUGGCUGUGGCACCCCCACGGAGAGCCUUGCCUCUCUCUGCACUGACCAGUCGGAGAUCACAGACCUCAGCAGUGCCAGUUGCCUUCGAGGUUUUAUGCCUGAAAAAUUACAGAUUGUCAAGCCCCUUGAAGGAUCACAAACUUUGCACCACUGGCAGCAGCUUGCUCAACCAAAUUUAGGAACCAUUCUUGACCCACGACCAGGUGUCAUCACUAAAGGCUUUACCCAGUUGCCCAAGGAUGCCAUCUAUCACCUCUCAGAUUUAGAAGAGGAUGAAGAGGAAGGUAUCACUUUUCAAGUGGAACAGAAACCUUCAGUAUCCAAGCCAGUAACAGGAAUCUUCCUUCCAGCCAUUACUUCAGCUAGUGGUCCAGUUACAGUUGCAACCUCAAACCCAGGCAAGUGUCUGUCAUGCACAAACUCGACAUUCACCUUCACCACCUGUAGGAUAUUGCAUCCUUCUGAUAUCACUCAGGUUACCCCCAGCUCUGGGUUCCCUUCGUUAUCCUGUGGAAGUAGUGGUAACAGUUCAUCAAACACAGCGGUGAAUUCUCCUGCUAUGUCCUAUAGACUCAGCAUUGGUGAAUCUGUUACCAACCGACGAGAUUCCACUAUCACCUUCAGUAGCACCAUGAGCUUGGCCAAACUUCUGCAAGAGCGGGGCAUUUCUGCUAAAGUGUAUCACAGCCCAGUUUCAGAGAGCCCCCUCCUCCAGCCUAUCCCUAAAGCCCUGGCUAUUCCUUCUACACCACCAAAUUCACCAUCUCACUCACCUUGCCCUUCUCCUUUGCCCUUUGAGCCUCGAGUUCAUCUCUCCGAAAAUUUUUUGGCCUCCCGACCAGCUGAAACAUUCCUCCAGGAGAUGUAUGGUUUGAGACCUACCCGGAACCCUCCUGAUGUUGGCCAGUUGAAGAUGAACUUAGUGGACAGGCUGAAGAGACUGGGGAUAGCCAGAGUGAUCAAGACCCCUGAUGCACAGGAAAAUGGAAGAAGCCAAGAGGCAGAAAUUGGUCUUCCAAGACCAGACUCUGCUGUUUAUUUAAAUUCAGGUAGCAAUUUAUUGAGUGGAUUGAGGAGGAAUCAGAGCCUUCCAGUCAUGAUGGGUAGCUUGGGCACCCCAGUUUGCACAACUUCACCGAAAAUGGAUAUCCUGAAGGAAGACUGAAGUUCAGCAGUUAACUGACCUCUUCAACAAAUUAGCACAUGAAGGAUAGAUUUGCACUGAUACAUGUAGUCUGAUCUGACUGAGAGACAAGGAAUGUUGCAGAUGGGUUGUGAAUGUGGAAAGGGGAAAAUGGAACAAUGGAAACAGAAUUGGGACGAGGCCCUAAUGAAUGAGGUCUAAUAAAUUGAAAGUAUAAAUGAAUGGGUCAUGAGUGUUUGGAGCAGAAAAGGAAGAAAAGUUUAAUAUACUUCAGUUGGAUGUUCCUAUCUUGAGAAUAAAAAGUGACUGGACAAUAAAUUCAGUAAUAUCAAAAUAUACCAGUUAUACUGAACUUGCUAGCACAUUUACUUCUAGUAAGCAAAAGCAGCAAGAACCCAGCUUAGGAGAUGGGAAGAGAAAGGGAGCAGCUUUGAUCAUUGCCUAUGAAAAGCUGAACUGCAGGGUUGCUGGGCUAAGCCCCAUCUGUUACUGAGGCUUUUAUGUUUUACCCUGUUACGGUCUGCUUAAAUUACAUAUCCAUCAAAUGGUAUGUACACAGCAGUAGCAAACAAGGAAUUUUAUCUUUUUCAUAAAAUCAGAGUAGUGGAAACUCCCUUUUGCUUUCUGUUUUCAAGCCUUUGAGCCACUGGGAGCCCAAACACCACCCACAUUCCUUUUGUAUUUGUGAUUAAUAAAAGUUCAUUUUUAAAUUUGUAUCUUUAUACAAUACCUCCAAAAAACCAAUAUGAAUUGGGGGGUAGGAAGGAUUUACUUAAGAAGGAAAAUAUGGGUAAGUUGGAACCAAGGAAACUUGUUUUCAGAAUAUUUCCUUUAGAUAAGGACAGUGACCAAGGCAUAUGAACACAAUUACAUGUCUUUCAAAUUUCCUUGGAGGCUGGAAGGAGUUAAACCAGAAGUGCAAUCAAUAGGAAUUAGGGAAUGUUAUGUAUUUAUGUCUGUAUGUUUUUUGUAAGGAAAGUUACUUGCAACUAAACUUUUUCCAAAGUGCUAUGCAUAUUUUUCAGUGAAGAUGAGAUGUAUUUGCACAAAAAUUCUCAGGCAUAUUAAAUUAUUAUAAGCUAAAGUAAAACCCAGGUACUUGCUUUGAGAUUGUGGUUUUUUUAAAUGUAAAAUUAAAACACAUCUGUCUUUUUCUUGAUAUCUGUAGAAUUCGAGAAUGAACAUUUUUAAUGGGAAAGUCAAAGCUUUUGCUUUUUUUCCUGGGAUUCCUUUUUUUUUUUUUUUUCUUUACAAAUUCUGUGAAAUGGCAAAGUUUACUCAUGGAUUAGGUUUCAGCAUUCAGCAGUGUGACGCAAGGCUGUGAAUUGGGAAGAAACGGAUCUGUUUCGCUGAGUGUUGCUGAUCAAGGUCUGUUCAUCAGAUGACAUGGCUUUCUCUACACAGUACAGUUCAGAAAAAAAUACCGUUAUAUGAAAGGCAUGAUGGAGAAGAAAUGAGGGAGGGGGCUAAUUAUUUUGUUUUUGAAAAUGGAAGGCAUAUUGAUUGAUCUUUUUGGAGCUUAAUUUGCAAAUGUUUUGCUUGUUUCUUCUGACUUAACUGAAAGGCAGUUUUCUGAAGAAUUCUUGAUGAGAGUUUUGCUCCUUUGGUUCCCAUUGAUGCACCUAUUCUCAUGCCUGAAGAGGUUCCUUCCUUUCCCCUCUUGAGGUGCCUCUCCUACCUGAAGAAGCUAUGUGCUCAAAAGGGUAGAAGAACCAACCUGCAUGCAGUAGUAAGAAUGUGUGAGUUUACCAUGCUUUUUAGAAGCUUAAUAAAACUUUUCUAAAUUUCUUAAAAACAAAAAGUGAAAGUGUCCUCUCCCCUUCUGUCAGUCAUGCUGAGGUUAUAACAUGUUCAGAAAGGAUUCCAGCGGGUCCAUAAGUGAAUGUAAGUGUCCCUGAAUGUGGUAGGCACUAACCAGAAGAAUUCCUUGUUUAAAGAUGUUUAAAUUUCCGGAAUAUUCCAAUUCGCUAUUUUAAAAAAAUAGUAUUUGAGUUUCUACUUCCUAAAGUGACUCUGGGGUGCUUAUUUUAGCCAAUUCUUAAAGCUUUUUAUUUAUUCUCUAAGAAAGUAGUCUUCCUGUUGCCAGUGUCCAAGAAACAUCAGGAAGUAGGAAAAUGUAGGGCCAAAGAGUAGUACAAAGUGUUAAAUUAUCAGAUUUGUGUAUCUUAUAUAAAUAGCUGUAAACUAAGCUAGAUUUUGGAGUAUUCUGUAUAAUUAGCAUACUUUUUUUUAUAACUGAUGCUAAAAUGAUCAUUCUGGAGGCAGGGUGAGGGCAUGCAUAUUCACAGCCAAAUAAGCACAUCUAAUUAAAAGAGACCCAGACUUAAGUUUUUGAAAAUUGGACUGAUGUUACUGUUCUGCCGGAAACAUGAUGAUUGUAUAUUGGCACAUGCUUGUCUCUAGAAAUGAAUCUGUUUGAAAUUGGGGUUUGCUGUUUUUAAGAUUCCGCCUAAAAUCAUUUUUGGUACAGCCUGAGAAUCUCUAUUAUAACAAAGCUGUGCAAAGUACAGUAAGAAGACCUGGAGCCUUGUAGGAAGUUUCUCUUCAGCUUAUCUGUUAUGCUUUAGUCCUGUCACAUUUUAGUUUUUCAGUAUCAACUGUGUAUGUACUUUCAUGCCACUAUAGGAUACUCUAAUCUUUUUUUUCUCCUUCAGGAAGGUUCUCAGUGAUUAUACCUCAGGUAUUUCUGAGUAUCCUACUAUCUAUAGGAGGGAUACCUUUGUGAGCUCAGAAUGAAAAGUUUUCCUGAAUUAUGAUGAUCCCAAAUCUUAUGUAAAUGGCCUUAGGCUUGGGUCUUAGGGAGAACUUAAUGACCAUCGUUAGAGUAGUUUUUUAAAAGAUUUUAUACUUUAUGUCCUUGACUCGACAUGAAUGAACAGACUUUGGCAAAGGGAGGAAAUAAAGAGACAGCUCAUGACUAGAGCUUAUUCUCUAGAAAAGGUGUAUUUUAUACAGUAUUCAAAGUCUGUUCUUUUGUUCUGACCAUUCUAGUACCUAAUUAGUACUUGUUGGUUACUCACAUUGACUUUAGACAUCUGGAACGAGAGCUCUCAAGUGUUUAAUGGUCCACUUGUUUGAUGUCAGAUGCCCACAGGCCUGUACUCCAAGUGUCACGCCACAGUGUCUACACCCGGGUGGCUGCAUUGCAGAACACAGCUGCCGAGGGGUGGUGGUUCAGUGCCCUCUGGGGCCACCAGGGAAAUACUGUUGUUGGAUAUCUAGGGCUUGGCUUUGUCAAACAGCUCUUUGUGCACCUACCUUUGCUUUGUCAAAUGUAAAUCAGUUAAUAAACAUGAGUAUCUUCUUAAAUUUU
Messenger RNA from Leptonychotes weddellii (Weddell seal), 5253 nucleotides. NCBI's taxonomy places the organism in Eukaryota, Metazoa, Chordata, Mammalia, Carnivora, Phocidae. The record is from RefSeq and is a predicted model, not a curated record.